Messenger RNA from Atta colombica, 1223 nucleotides. RefSeq names its product glucose-6-phosphate 1-epimerase. Bases 2 to 886 code for a protein of 294 amino acids. Gene Ontology annotation, biological process: carbohydrate metabolic process. The transcript is spliced from 7 exons. NCBI's taxonomy places the organism in Eukaryota, Metazoa, Arthropoda, Insecta, Hymenoptera, Formicidae. The record is from RefSeq and is a predicted model, not a curated record. Gene Ontology annotation, molecular function: isomerase activity; carbohydrate binding.
CAUGGCAGCGGCUACCAGCGUUGUCGUGCUCGACAGGGGCAACAACACCACCUGCACCAUCAAUUUACACGGAGCCACCGUAGUGUCCUGGCGGGUGAAUAACCAGGAACAGCUGUUCGUUAGUAAGCAAGCUGUGUUCGACGGAAAGAAAGCGAUUAGGGGCGGCAUACCGUUCGUCUUUCCGACUUCAGAAACCAUAGGAAAUCAAGAUUCAGACAAAUCGCAAGAGGCACAAUUUGGAACAUGGACGUACGGACCACCCCACGGCUUCGCCAGGAUCAUUCGUUGGAACGUGGAAAAGACACCAGAACGAUUGCCCAGCGGGGACAUCGAGGCGAUAUUCUCGAUAAUGGACAAUGAAUUCACGCGAUCGCUGUGGAAUUCACAAUUCAGGCUAACAUACAGGCUAAUAUUGCGCGAGAAGGAGCUGCAUUUUAAUAUUGGCGUAUAUAAUCCGAGCAGAGAAGAUCCUUUCUCCUUUAAUCUGCUCCUACAUACUUAUUUCAAGGUACCCGAUGUCAGGAGAUGCCAAAUUACGGGACUGCACGGAUGCACGUUCCUCGACAAGACUAGGGACAACCAAAUUUACCAAGAAGGCCGCGACGUCGUCACGGUGUGCGAAUGGACCGACCGAAUCUAUCAGAAUACGCAGCCGGAGCAUAUCAUCACGAAUGUCGUUUCCGGUAGGAAAAUGCGCGUGCAAAAGUACAACUUUCCCGACACGGUCGUUUGGAAUCCUUGGCAAGAAAAGGCGCGUGAUAUCCCGGACUUCGGCGACGAUGAAUUUCCUAACAUGAUAUGCGUCGAGAGCGGACAUGUCAGUAGUCCGGUUGUACUAUUGCCAGGAACGGCCUUUGAGGCAAGCCAGAUAUUACAGGUGAUGUGAGUAGAGAGUGGACCGACGUCACACGUCAAUGCUGGAGGCGGUACCAAUUCACUGCUUCCGACGUCCUCAGCAUCGUCCGCGGUUUGGCCAACGAGCACGGGGUGGCUUUACAUGCCACCACCUCCGCCACCCCCGCCACCUCCGCCGCCACCUCCGCCGCCCCCGCCAUUGCAUCCAUCGCAAUCGUCACAUCUGCACUCGCAUUGCGUUGCCCAGACUUGCACGAUAUGUUCUCUGAAUCUUUAGGAAUCUUUAGAUAUGAGAUGAAGUCUGCAAACUCUAUGCGAGCUCCCGAAAUCUCUUCGUUUUCCAGUCCCCUCGGACCAAUCAUUUCCUC